This is a messenger RNA of Eremomyces bilateralis CBS 781.70, 1098 nucleotides long. RefSeq names its product HlyIII-domain-containing protein. Gene Ontology annotation, molecular function: signaling receptor activity. The record is from RefSeq and is a predicted model, not a curated record. Gene Ontology annotation, cellular component: membrane. The transcript has 3 exons. The coding region runs from base 157 to 1098 and encodes 313 amino acids. Lineage: Eukaryota; Fungi; Ascomycota; Dothideomycetes; Eremomycetales; Eremomycetaceae.
ACCCAAUUUCACAUGCUAAGACAAUACCACCACGUUGUCCUUGAGUAUCGAACGCUUAAAUAGGUGUUCUCCCCGUUUUUGUUAUGCGUCACCCCAUAGAUUCCGUCCACCUUUUCAUAGAUUUACUAAGAUUAUAACGACUCAGUUUCGAGGACCAUGAAGCAAGUCAAGCGGUCGGUAGAAACGGUGACGAAUGCCGCCAGUGACGAGGCCAAACAAUUAAAAGAGAGGCUCACCGUGCUGUGGAACGACUUGGAGCACUGGCAACAAGACAACCAUUACAUCCGCAGCGGCUACCGCCCAGCGUCCAACUCCGUCCGCAAAUCCGCUCGUAGCCUCGCCUACAUCCACAACGAGACCGUCAACAUCUACUCGCACCUCCUCGGCUCCAUCGCCGCGAUUGUCGGGUCCGCGUUCCUCUACCGCGAGCUGGCCGCGCGAUACGAGACGGCGUCGCGAGAGGAUGUGUUUGUGUUCGGGUGCUUCUUCCUCGGCGCGGCCAUGUGUCUCACGCUGUCAGCGUGGUUCCAUACCGUGGCGAACCACUCGCCGAACGUGCACCAGUUCUCGAAUAAGUUGGAUUAUUUAGGCAUCGUGUUUUUGAUCUGGGGGAGCUUUAUUCCGAGUAUAUAUUAUGGGUUUCGCGAACAUCCGAGACUGAUCAAGACCUACUGGGUCAUGAUCACAACGAUUAGCGCCUGUUGUGCCGAGGUGGUUAUGUCGCCGAAAUUCGCCUCCUCGAAGUAUCGUCCGCUGCGAGCUACUAUGUUUAUCGCGAUGGGACUUUCAGGAGUGAUUCCGGUUCUGCACGGCACCCGGCUUUACGAACUGAGCCGCAUCGACGAGUUGAUAUCCUUGAGAUGGAUGGCGACGCAGGGAGCCUUGUAUAUCAUCGGAGCUAUUAUCUAUGCGUGUCGUGUUCCGGAGCGGCUAAAACCUGGCCAUUUCGACAUCUGGGGUAGCUCCCACCAAAUCUUCCAUUUCUUCGUCCUGAUCGCAGCGUGCUGCCACCUGGUUGGGGUAAUAAAAGCGUUUGACAGCCUGCACAGGACGGGUCAACAUCCAAAGCUAGAUUUCCUAGGAUGGUCGAUCUCCUGA